AUGUCCCGUCCAGGGCUGACGGCCCCAGGCCUGAAGGUGCUGCUCCCAGCCAGCUCUGAGGGGGUGCUAGCAGUCACCAUCCACUUCCUGAAUUCUAAGAUGCACGCGUUUUUCUUCAUGGUGCUGAAACGGAUUUGGGUCUUACACUUGACGUGUUACUUUAGUGCCCCCUUUCAAAGGUCUCAGCAUCCGCACGCUACCUCCUGCCGCCACUUCCACCUGGGCCCCCUGCAGCCGCAGCAGCUCGCGCCCGACUUCCCCCUGGCCCACCCCGUGCAGUCACAGCCGGGCCUCAGCGCCCACAUGGCCCCGGCCCACCAGCACAGCGGCGCCCUGCACCAGUCCCUGACCCCGCUGCCCACCCUGCAGUUCCAGGAUGUCACAGGUCCCUCCUUCCUACCUCAGGCCCUGCACCAGCAAUACCUCCUGCAGCAGCAGCUCCUGGAAGCCCAGCACCGCCGGCUCGUCUCGCACCCCAGGCGGAGUCAGGAGCGCGUGUCUGUCCACCCCCACCGACUCUACCCCAGCUUCGACUUCGGCCACCAACUCCAGACACCUCAGCCCAGGUAUUUGGCUGAGGGCACUGACUGGGAUCUCAGUGUGGACGCCAGCUUGAGCCCUGCUCAGUUCCAGGUGCGGCCCAUCCUUCAGCACUAUCAGCAUUACCUAGCGACGCCUCGAAUGCACCACUUUCCCAGAAACUCCUCCUCCACGCAGAUGGUUGUCCAUGAAAUCCGAAACUACCCUUACCCUCAGCUUCACUUCCUUGCUCUCCAGGGACUGAACCCCAGCAGACACAUCUCUGCUGUGCGGGAGAGCUAUGAGGAGCUGCUGCAGCUUGAGGACAGGUUGGGAAAUGUGACUCGAGGAGCUGUACAGAACACCAUUGAGAGGUUCACCUUCCCCCACAAGUACAAGAAGAGAAGACCCCAGAAUGGCAAGGGCAAGAAGGAAGAGGGGGAGGAGUCAGACACGGACGAGAAAUGCACAAUUUGUCUGUCUAUCUGUGUGGACCAGUGGCUCGCCAUGAGCAAGAAAUGCCCCAUCUGCCGGGUGGACAUUGAGACACAACUGGGAGCUGACAGCUGA
This is a messenger RNA of Myotis lucifugus (little brown bat), 1089 nucleotides long. RefSeq names its product ring finger protein 165 (gene ARK2C). Gene Ontology annotation, biological process: motor neuron axon guidance; positive regulation of BMP signaling pathway. Gene Ontology annotation, molecular function: ubiquitin protein ligase activity. NCBI's taxonomy places the organism in Eukaryota, Metazoa, Chordata, Mammalia, Chiroptera, Vespertilionidae. The record is from RefSeq and is a predicted model, not a curated record.